Messenger RNA from Dendrobium catenatum, 1055 nucleotides. RefSeq names its product phytolongin Phyl1.1-like. The coding region runs from base 236 to 835 and encodes 199 amino acids. Gene Ontology annotation, cellular component: membrane. The record is from RefSeq and is a predicted model, not a curated record. The transcript has a single exon. Lineage: Eukaryota; Viridiplantae; Streptophyta; Magnoliopsida; Asparagales; Orchidaceae.
CGAUCGAUUCCUCAGAAAAUCCUAGAAAAUCUCCCAGAUGUCGAUGGAAACAUACCUUUCUCUCUUUCUCUCUUUCUCAUCUUCAUCGUGAUCACCCAAUCAGCCAAAUUAGCUCCCACCCUUUUAAUCGAUCGAUUACAAAUCGCAAUCCAAUGCCUCGACAUGAAGUUUCAAUCUUUACCCUAAUUUCCAUUUCGAUUAGCCAAAUCCAAUAUCAAAUUUAGAGUUUUUUCAUAUGGACUUCCCUAUCGGAAUUAGCAUUCUUUUUUGCUCGAUCUCGAAAGGGAGUCGAAUCCUUUACUACCACAGCCUCGAUCGCAACCUGGAAUCCCUCGCCUUCGCCGCCCUACAAACUGCGCCACCUUUCCAUUUCCGGUACUCCCAUACCACCGGAGAUCGAACCUUUGCUUUCCUCUUCGACGACGACGGGCACACCUACUUCUGUAUCGCCGAACCCUCCCCAGAUAUCAUCCGCUUCCUUGAGCUCGUGCGCGAUGGCUUUCGCAAUAGUGUCAACAAAGAUCUCAUCCCCGUUUUCCACGACUCGCCGUCAUCGGCUUUGAUGAAGACGGCCGAGGCUCCGUUGUUGAGCAGAAGCAGGAGCGAUCACGAGGGCAGGGGGGCACCAGGAGAGAUGUGGAUCGAGAUGGAGGUUGAGCCGGCGGGGCCGAUGCCGCUUCAGAAGAGCUUGAGCGCUAGAAAUCGGAUGCAGCAGAAUGGGCGGCGAUUGUGGUGGCGGUAUGUGAAGAUUUUGGUUGCCAUUGAUUCGCUUCUCUGCUUGGUUUUGUUUGGGAUUUGGUUGGCGGUGUGCCGAGGUUUUCAGUGUAUUGUGUAAAGGAGCUUUUUUUUAGACGAGCUUGGUGAGAAGGUGAGAGUUUUUUUUUUAUUAUUUUUUUUUAUUACUAUUUUGUACAUAGUCUGGCUUGCUAUGCUCUGCAAUAAUGAGUCUGCACGUAUCUUUAGAAUUAGAGUAGUGAGGAUAAUGAGAUAAUGGUUUAUGUUAAUCUUCUUCACCCUCGUUUGAUUGUUUUAUGAUAUGAGUCUUUUUCCCUGUU